Prorocentrum cordatum is the source of this 1444-nucleotide messenger RNA. The record is from the annotation of a GenBank genome assembly. Lineage: Eukaryota; Dinophyceae; Prorocentrales; Prorocentraceae.
AGCUCAUGCUUCGGUUUUGACCCGCCGCGGGGAGCGGAGGGAGACGGCCCAGCCCCGCCUCGCACCGAUGGGGAUAUCCGGGGCGGGGGGCUGCUGGGCUCGCGGCGGCGCCGCCAUGGAGAAGUACAGGCAGUUCGGCGAUGGCGGCACCGGGGCGAACCCCUUCGUGCCGACCUGGUCGCACUACAAGUUGUCGCUGCCGCUGCGGGUGCUGAAGGUGCUCGUGAUGCUGCCCGUGUCCGCGGCGCGACUGGCACUCUUCGUGGUGGCUGUCAUAUGGCUGGCCAUUGUGGAGCUCGUGUGCUCUCUUAUCCCGAUUGGUAUUAUCAGGUAUCCUGUGUACCGGCUGUUGACUUAUUUCGGCUGCGCGGAGCUGCGCUGUUCGCCGUGGGCGUCGUGCCGGCGGGGAAUUGUCUGGCGGACCACCGCAGGCUGAAGAUCCCGCCCGCCAAGGAAACGGGCCAGGUCUUCGAUGCCAGGCGGGGAAGCUUGGUCAUCGCGAACCAGCAGGGCUUCACCGACGUUUUGUAUCUGUGCAUGAAGCUCUGCCCGACCUUCGUGUUCCCGGCGAGCGGCGGCGAGCCCACGCAGGUCUCGUUGCUGGGAGCCCUCAGGACCGGGAGAGCGGGGUGCCUCCUUCUUCCUCAUCCUUCUUUUUGUCCUCCCUCCUUCUCCUCCUCCUUCUCCUCCCUGCUCCCUCCUCGUCCUCCUCCCUCCUUCUCCUCCUCCUCCUCCCCCUCCUCAUCGUCCUCCUCCUACUCCAUCUCCUUUCCUUCUGUUAUUCUUCCUCCUCCCCCCCUCGGGGUUAAGAAGGCUGCCAGCUGCCCGACUGCCCGAGCCCCCUCCCGCCCGAGCCCCAGGCGCGCAGGCGCUCGUCGCCUUGGCAUGCCGCCCGAGCACCCCGUGCAGCUCAAGGAGACCCCGCACCAGGCACGGGCGUCCUGGGGCGGGCCCGUGGUCAUCUUCCCCGAGGGCGCGCGUACGAACGGCAGCUGCGUGCUGGCCUGGAAGGCCAGAUCCUUCGAUGGCGUGGCGGUCCCCGACAAGCCGCUCGAUGCCGCGCUCGUUGCACUGGAGAUCCUUGUAUUCCAAGACUGGUGCGUACACCCCGCACCACACCGUGGGCACAGCGUUCCGGCACGUCUUCUGGCUCUGCUUCCAGCCGUGGCACACUGUGAGGAGAGCGUGUGGCUGCCGGCCAAGGACGCCGCUGGCGCCACCAAGGAAGGCAAGCCGCCCGCCGAGCAGAUCGCCCUGCUGCGGACGGUGCUGGCGCGCAUGCUCCCCGGCGCCGUGGAGGUGCAGGUCGGCGCGGACAAGCACCCGGAGUUCAUGGCGUAUUGGGAUGCGUCGCAGCGCAAGCGGUACACCAACCAGAAGAAGGCGUAGUGGUUGGCUGGCCCGCGGGCGAAUUGGCCUGCUCUCCAGAGGAACGGCAGCUAGA